Juglans regia (Persian walnut) is the source of this 531-nucleotide messenger RNA. RefSeq lists its product as uncharacterized. The transcript has a single exon. The record is from RefSeq and is a predicted model, not a curated record. Lineage: Eukaryota; Viridiplantae; Streptophyta; Magnoliopsida; Fagales; Juglandaceae. Gene Ontology annotation, molecular function: nucleic acid binding; RNA-DNA hybrid ribonuclease activity. Bases 1 to 531 code for a protein of 176 amino acids.
AUGAAAAACUCCAAAACUAGUAAAGAUGUUCAACCAGGUUUGUUGAAGCCUACGAAUCUUAGAUGGCAACCACCUCCAUUAAACACCUAUAAGAUUAACUGGGAAGCUGCAGUUGAUAGAACACAGUCCAAAAUUGCUGUGUGUAUUAUAGUGAAAAACUGGACUGGAAAGGUUUUGGCCACCUCAAGACUAAGCAGACCCCUCUUCCUUGAUCCUCUACUUGCAGAAGCUUUUGGAGCGUUGGAAGCUACAUGUUUUGGCUUAAAGAUGGGACUCGAUAAUGAAAUUCUAGAGGAGACUCUCAACAAGUUAUUAAGGACAUCACAAAGGAGGGGUGAGCACUGGUCUGGUACAAGUAUGGUAGUUGAAGAUAUCAAGAUACAAUUGAAACAGUUUGUCAAAUGGUCGGCUAAUCAUGUGAGAAGAGAUGUUAAUAAGGUUGCCCAUGUCCUAGCUCGUAAUGCUCUAUUGAUUCCUCAUACUGUUGUUCACACAGGAAAUGUCCCUUCUUGUAUUCAAGAUUUGAUUUGA